This is a messenger RNA of Prorocentrum cordatum, 2447 nucleotides long. The record is from the annotation of a GenBank genome assembly. NCBI's taxonomy places the organism in Eukaryota, Dinophyceae, Prorocentrales, Prorocentraceae.
AGGCCAUCAGAUAUUACGAGGACCUCGACUGGAGGCUGGAGCUCUACGACAACGACCGCCUCAGCGGGGGCCAGGUGCACUCUCUCCCGCGGGGUUCGCUGGUCGUUGGCAUCGGCAUGCCCAGGCCUGGCGUCGCCGAGGUCCUCGUCCCGAGCGCGGAGACUUUUGCGAGGACGUACUUUGCGAACUACCGGUUCCCGGCGGAGGAAGACGCCAUGCGAUGGAUGCGGCGUCUUCCCGCGUUGGCGCACAAGGAGGACUCCGCGGAGAUGUCCCAGAUCACGGUGCCCACCUUCAGGGUGCUCGCUCCGGAGGAUGGCGCGGACGACGCCAAGGCGCUCGUCGUGACCCAGAGUCGAGACCCCCGCAGCGCCGUGCUGGGCCACCUUGCCGCUGGAGCCCUCAUCGGGCUCGCAGACAUCGUGGGCACCCGGGCGCAGCUGGGACGGAUAGCCCUGGUGGGUCCCGAGAGUUUCAGUGGCGCCUGGGUCAGCGUCCUGCGCCUCGACGGGAGGCCAUUGCUGGAACGCGUACUGGAAGAGACGGAGAACAUGCAGCUCGAGGCCAAACUCAAGGCCGAGACGGCUCGCAUUGCCGCCCGCAUCGCCGCGGGCGACAACCAGGAGCCUCCUCCCAGGAGGAGAAGCUCGGUGGGUUCCGCGUGGUCCGCCCUCGGACGAGCUCAGCUGCCGCACUUUGGCGAGGCGGCGGAGGAGGAGCUGGAAGACGUGGACAUGCCUCCGCCGGGCCCGUCAAACAAGGUGCUCCCGGCCAAGAUGGCGCAGAGGGCCACGGUCACGGGCGGCUGGCGCUCGUUCACCGACCCGAUCUGGAAGCGGCAGGUCUUCGUCGCCCCCCUGGGGGGCCGAGCCACCUGGGGCAUCAGCGAGGUGUUGCAGACAGGCGGCCUGGACGACCUGCUGCUGGCCCGCUGCUGGGAGGCGUGCGUGGUGGACCCCCUCGCCGUGGAGGCUAUGAAAGAUCCCACCUGGGCUUUCGAGAUAUUCGCCGACCCUAGCCUGAGCGGCGAGCCGAUCUUCAGGUACGAGAAGGGGCGACUGAUUGUCGUCCAGGUCUUCGACAUGAAGACGUUUGUUGCGCACGUCGUGCUGCCCCCGCCCGAAGACGGCGGCGAUGCGGCCACCGGGUAUGCGACGUACCGGAUGCGCGACGGCCGGCCUCUCCUGCGAUCCCUGAUGCAGCCGUCCGAGGACUACGAGGGGGACCGCCCGCAGCCUCGCAGCGAGCUGGAGCCCGCGCACCUCGACCGCGCGGAGCCGCCGGAGCCCGGCCGCGCGCUGCUGGAAGGGCCCUACGUGUGCGCACCCGCGGGCGGCGGCGGGGAGCUGCCCGUGGCGGUGGGGCAGGACCUGGGCAGCGCGCGGUGGGCGUCGAUGCCGCGCGGCUUCCGCGUGCGCGCCUUCGAGGAGGUGGUCGGGCUCCGCGCCCGGCUCCCAGACAUCGAGGGCGGCGGCUGGGUCAGCCUCUUCCAGCCAGACGGCAGGCCGCUGUUCUGGAAGGAGCCACUGCCGCCGCCGGUGCUGGAGAUCCCCAUGGCGGAGAAGGGGGUGGAGGACGGGGGGGAGCCCUGGCUGCCCGUCGUGUGGCCCGACUUCGGGCUGGAGCCACGCCCGAGGCCCGCCGCGCAGGGGCUGCAGCUGUCCACGACGUUCGCCGUCGGAGCGCCGCGCGCGCCGACCCUGCCCGACCUCCUCUCGCGGAUGGGCGGGGGCCGCAUGCUGUGCGACUGGUUCCGCACGGACACGUUCUCCGGCCCCGCAUGGCGGAACCUCGUCACGCACACCAUCACGACGCUCCACGACCUCCUGGCCAGGGGCAUCUGGAAGAUCCUCGUGGUGGAGGCCAGCGAGGCCCGGGUGCGCGAGGCGAGCGCCCUGAGCAGCAAGUACAUCAAGACGCUCCCCCGGAGCUCGCUGGUCAUCGGCGAGUGGAUCCCGCCCGGCAACGCCGCCGUCCGGGUGCUCACCCCCGCCGCCGCCGGCGACCCUCGCCCGCAGCACUUCUGGGCGGACCUCGGGGCCGCCGACGGGGCGGUGCUGGUGCCCCUGCAGCCGGGCGGGCACUUCUGGGUGGAGCCAAAAGGCGGCCACCUCGCCGACGAGCAGCAGGAGGACGAGAAUCCGCUGGCCAAGGCGAGCAAGGUGGACGUGCGGUCGGAGAAGGACCCGGCGAGCCAGAUCAUCGGGGGCUUACAGCGUGGAGAUGCAGUGCAGAUAGCGGAGGUAUUGUCGCUCGGUGUUUGAUCUGCAAGUGAUUGCGCUCGUUGUCUCGCUGAAUCUCUCUCUCACACCCUCUUCUUUCGUCGGUUUGAAUGAUGCUGCUGCUGUGGGAUGUUGGGGGAUGGGGCAGACCUGCAUUGCCAAUGUGUGGAGCUAUCCACCUUUUGAACCUCUAUCGAAGUCGCCUUCGGCGAGUCACCGCCGCCC